GAACGGACAAACCACUCGCGACAACACCAGCAAAUCGCUCUCAACAUGAAUUCAUAUAUACCAUAACCCAUAUCCAGCAAUCCCCCAUCUCCCAUCUCCAACCAACACUCCACGCCCGAUAACACAAAUCCCGAAAAUAACGUACCUACAGCAGCACAAUGCCCGGAAAAACACCAUCAUCAGACCUGGAUAUCCUCAACGAGCCCGACUGGAAAAAAACACACAGCCACCACAUCGGCACACGCUCCCGCGACGCUAGACACAUCGGUCUCACACAUCCUGGCGAUGACAGACCUCAAGAUUAUCAGGAAGAUUUGGAGGGUAUUGCGGGAGAGAAACUUGAUGAGUUGAGGGAGAUGGUUAGGAGAGGGGAGCUGGUUAGUGUACGCGAUAUUCUCACUAGACAGAUGCGGCCUGAGGUGCAUCCGAGGUUUUGGAGGUAUGUGUUGCAUACGACCGAGGAAUUUAUUAAGGAGGAGCAGCCGUGGGCUGUGAAUUUGAAGAAGAGGGAGAGGGAGCAGAGACAGAGAGACGAAGAGAGACAGAGGCAGGAUGGGGUGGAUGGAGUGCAGAAAGGGCAGAGUGCAGAUGGACAAGAUGAAGAUCCGAAGGACGGUACAGGGGAAGGCGAGGAGAAGGACAAGCCCAAGCGCUCAGUUGAAGAGGAGGCGUUACUGCAGUGUCUGCGCUACGAGCAGGAGUAUCGGGCGUCAAUAGCAAUGAACAACGGCCAGGGUUAUUCCAAUCUGCAGAAUGAGGAUCUCCCAAGGCUAAUAGAUGAAGCGGACCAAUUCUCUCCCGAUAGUUGGAUUCCUCGAAGUGACAAACUCACUCGUCUAACCGGAAAACAUCCAUUGAAUGCCGAAGUAAACCUCACCACUCUCUUCGACGGCGGCCUCAUUACACCCUCACCAAUACACUACGUCCGCAAUCACGGCUCCGUCCCACAUCUGCUCUGGGAAAAUCAUAAACUUGAGGUUAUUGCUGGUAAACACCUAUUCUUGGGAAUGGACGAACUAAAGAAUCAGUUCGAAAGCAUCAACAUCCCCAUCUUCCUAGCCUGCGACGGGAGCCGCAGAAAAGAACUCAACAUGAUGAAGAAAACCCGUGCCUUCAACUAUACCGCAGCUGCAGCGGGGUGUUCGUACUGGAAGGGAGUCUUACUUCGCGACGUUUUACUAGCAGCGGAUGCUCAGCAACUUGCAAAAAGUAACCCGAAUAAAUCAUUCUGGGUAAACUAUGAAGGCGCCGACAAUCUUAGCGAAGGAAAAUACGAAACAUGCCUUCCGCUCGACUACGCCCUCGAUUCCAAUAACGAUGUGCUACUCGCCUACGAAAUGAAUGACCAUCCCAUCCCCCCAGACCACGGAUAUCCCCUACGCCUAAUGCUCCCCGGCUGGGUCGGUGCUCGAUCUGUAAAGUGGUUGAGCAAAAUCUGGCUCACCGAUUACGAAAACGACAGCUACUACUACAUCUACGAUAACAGGCAACUUCCGAGUUUCAUUGACGACCCCGAAUCAGAGAUCGCGCAGAUUAUGUACCGUCAUCCGAGUACGAUAUGCACGACACAGAUGCUGAAUUCUGUUAUCGUCAGGCCUGCGCAGGGGGAGAGGAUUGAUUUGGGGGGUUUAAAGAAAGGUACGAUGUAUCGGGUUGAAGGAUAUGCGUAUAGCGGGGGUGGGAAUGAGGUUGAUCGGGUGGAGUAUCCCGAUGCGCCGAUCCGGCAUGGAAGGAAGUUUUGGACGUGGCUGCAUUGGCAUAUUGAUUUGCCAGUUAGCAGGUUCAUUCGCGCGGAGAGUAUCCUGGUUCGUGCGUUUGAUGAGCAUAAGAAUACGCAGCCUCCGAAGCCUGUGUGGAAUAUCGAGGGAAUGAUGAACAACUGCUGGUACGAAGUCCGGCCCGAAACUCACGAUUCCUCGGACACUUCAACAUCCCUCCUCUUCCGCCACCCUGUCGACGCCGGCACCAGCACAAAUGGCUGGAUGAAGCCCUCCACCUCCGAACAAAUCGAAUCCAUCAAACAGAAAGCAUCAGCCCCCGAGAAGCAAUUCACCAGACAGGAGAUCGAGAAACAUAAUACUGAGGAUGAUUGCUGGAUCGUGGUUAAUGGGAACGUAUACGAUGCGACCAGUGUGCUUGGUUGGCAUCCUGGGGGUAAAGGAGCUAUUUUGGCGCACGCGGGGGCUGUGCAUGUUGAUACAACGGAGGAGUUUGAGAGUAUUCAUGAUAAUUAUGCACAGGAUAAGUUGAAGGAAUGUAUCAUUGGAAAGGUCACGCAAAAGGCAAUGGAUCAUAUGAAGAAAGACGCAGAACAGAAAAAGGCAGAAGCAUCACAAACUGACAAGACAGAUCCCGACGUCGUUCUAGAUAAGCACAAAUGGAUCCAAGCAACCCUUGCCACCAAAAAGCGCCUCUCAAACGACACCCAGCUCUACACCUUUACCCUCCCACCCCCCGCCAAAAAACUCGGCCUCUCAACAGGCCAACACAUUCAACUCGGCUUCCACUUCGAAGACCGUCUUGUCGUGCGUCCAUACACGCCCACCCGACCAAUCCUCGACUUCGAAGAUGACGGCUCUUUUGACCUUGUUGUAAAAACAUACUUCCCCGAUGAGAACCAGCCCGGCGGAACAAUGAGUAAUAUCCUCGACUGUCUACGCGAGGGCGAGGAAGUUGAAGUUAAGGGACCGUCAGGCGAAAUUCGAUACUUAGGGAACGGGCGGUUCGAGGUCGAUGGUGACGAACACACGUUCAACAGCGUCACCUUAAUCCUUGGUGGAUCAGGCGUAACACCAGGCUACCAAAUAAUAGCCCGAAUUCUCAAAACCACCGACGACAAGACGAAGAUCAAAGUCAUUGACGCGAAUAAAUCAGAAAACGAUAUCUUACUCGCCGCUGACCUAGAUGAUUUUUCCAAGAAUCACGGUGAUCGAUUCCAAAUUGCACAUGUGUUAUCUCAUCCCAGUGAUAGCUGGAAAGGAUUAAAGGGACAUGUUAAUGAGGAUAUUAUUAAGGAACAUGCAUUCGAGCCUGCGGAGGGAAAUGUGGCACUGCUUUGUGGACCGCCGGCUAUGAUUCAGAAGGCUGCGUUGCCAGCGUUAAAGAACUGGGGGUAUGAUGAGGAUAGGAAUUUAUUCGGGUUUUAGUUUGUGGAUUUUGGGUUUUAUAUGUAUUUCGCAUUAUUCAUAGCCCCUGCAAAUAUUAUGAAUCUCGUACAUUUUGGCCAAUAGUCUCCUGGUAACUAUCACGAAGCACGUAUAGAGUUACAUGCUGGUUUGUUGCUGCUAUUUAAUG
Messenger RNA from Aspergillus ruber CBS 135680, 3294 nucleotides. RefSeq names its product nitrate reductase. The transcript has 6 exons. Lineage: Eukaryota; Fungi; Ascomycota; Eurotiomycetes; Eurotiales; Aspergillaceae. Gene Ontology annotation, molecular function: molybdenum ion binding; oxidoreductase activity. Bases 159 to 3146 code for a protein of 995 amino acids. The record is from RefSeq and is a predicted model, not a curated record.